Messenger RNA from Pyricularia pennisetigena, 1785 nucleotides. RefSeq lists its product as uncharacterized. The transcript has 4 exons. The coding region runs from base 1 to 1785 and encodes 594 amino acids. NCBI's taxonomy places the organism in Eukaryota, Fungi, Ascomycota, Sordariomycetes, Magnaporthales, Pyriculariaceae. The record is from RefSeq and is a predicted model, not a curated record. Gene Ontology annotation, cellular component: rDNA heterochromatin; SHREC complex. Gene Ontology annotation, biological process: silent mating-type cassette heterochromatin formation.
AUGGCGUCGUCCCAAGGCCCUGUUUCGUCCGCCGGGGCAAAAUUGGGUGUCAAAACAUCCAAGGCCAUGCCGAGGGUACCGACCAAGUCGUAUACUGAGAUGCUGUUCGAAUUCAGUGAUGGCAAAGGCUAUGACAUUAGCUCUAUCCAGGCCGCGGAGAACAACACAAAAAUUGCACUUGACCCGGACUACCAGAUGAGGUGGGAGAUCACACUUGGUGCCUCUAUCAAGCAACAAUGCGGAAGUAUAACAGACAGAACACACUAUAUUGCCCGUAUCCCUAAGGGCUUCAUGCUGAUCUUCGAUCCGAAGAAGGGGGAACGUCAUGUUGUCGGACACCCAGGCGGCAUGGGGAGGGACUUUUGGUACCAUAGCGUCGGGGAGUUCGCACCUCAUGCACUCUGGCUUGCAGCACCUGCUCCUUACGACCGCUCAAAGUGCUCGUGUGAGCCGUGUAAGAAGAUGUUAGGGAAGCCAAAGGCCAAGGAGUCUAAGAAGCCGGCGCCAAAACGCAAGCAGCCUGCCGCUGCCACUGCCAGCACUACUGUUUCCCGCCCAUCAGCAACCACCACGACCACUACAACCACUACAACCACCCCUACUAGCACUCCAGCUGCUGCCAAUGCUGCUGCUGCCAGUACUGCUGCUACUCCUGCUGCUACUCCUGCUGCUACUCCUGCUGCUACUCCUGCUGCUACUACUCCUGCUGCUGCUCCUGCUGCUGCUCCCAAGUUAGCAGCCAAUGCCGAAAAGCCUGUUGCUGCGGCACCAACCAAACCUCCUGCCAAGCCAGCCGUGGUCAGGCCGCCGACGCCUCCCCCGCCUGUGGAAGACCAUUCAAUUUACCGGGCCGGGGAAGUUGUUUGGUAUGGCACCCAGACGGGCAUCUGGCGCAUUGGGCUCAUUCUGUCGCGGGCACGCGAGACCACUGAGACGGACACAUGGGUCGUGGCGCCUUUAGGACAUAAAAUUCUCAAUCAAGAAAGCAGCAUCAAACCGGCGGCACAAAUGCGACCUUUCCACGCAUUCAGCCUACCGGGUAUCGACAUACAGGAGCUACAGGAGAGUGCAUUCGCCGAGGUUGACUGGCCUGCCUUUGUUCACCGGUAUGCGGGCACCAACGCGCACAAGCAGCAGCUGGUGGGACUGGAGGCUUCCAAGAUGGCGGCUAGGGACGUCAAUGUUUCUUUCUCAACUUUCAACAGACUCGGGGCCAUUACUCCUGAUGGCCGACGUGGGUCAUAUGGUGGCAUAUUCCUUGGUCCAGAAAUGAUACGUGUGGGUGAUGCUGUCCGGGUCACACGCCUGAUCGGAGAACAAGACGGGAGCCCAGAUAUUAUGGAGAUCAAGCAUAUCGUCGAUGAUGAAGAUUGUCUACAACCAAAGUUCCACGGCGACGUCUGGCGUUCACAGAUCGUCCCUCUCGAGGCGCCAGAGCAGAGCAGUCAGCCGCAAGGCGUCGAUCUCGUGCGCCAGAUCCAGAUCACCAAUGAGGUCCUGCGACCCCAGGGAGGACGGCUGGACUGGUUUCUAGUAGAGACGGACGCCGAGAGGGCUGAAGCUGACGUGCGUGGCCGGUUCUAUGUCACUUUUGACCUGCUCCCGGACGUUAAAGGUAGCUUGAUGGAAGGUAACCCAUUCGACGAUGGCACUCAGCGCGUCAAUGCGCGGCUGAGGCCGGACAAGCCUUUCUACAUUGGUCGCAAGGAGAACAGAAGAGCCACGUUUGGGGACUCGGCGUCCCUUGACAUGCUAGACCUCGGCCCUAAUGUAGUGGAAGGCUAG